Bipolaris zeicola 26-R-13 is the source of this 312-nucleotide messenger RNA. RefSeq lists its product as uncharacterized. The record is from RefSeq and is a predicted model, not a curated record. Lineage: Eukaryota; Fungi; Ascomycota; Dothideomycetes; Pleosporales; Pleosporaceae. The annotation marks the transcript as partial. The transcript is spliced from 2 exons.
AUACGCCCGAUAAACCAGAGCUCACCCCAGGACGGGAGGUUUGGCAAGAUCUCACCGCAUAAGAUCGCGAGAAUCUAUGCGAAGGACCCUCAGAGUGUUACGCCCACGAAGGACGAACCGCUGUUGGCGAUUCCAGCAGAAUACCGAACACGAGAAUUCAAGGAACUGUUCGAGGAAAACGAAGCAACAGACUUAGCAGAACACCAGGAUUGGGAUCACGAGAUCAUCCUGGAGGAAGGAGCAAAGUUGAGCCUAGGAGGAAUGUACUCUAUAGCGCCCGAGCACGAUGCUGAGCUGCGGGAUUACCUCUAA